This is a messenger RNA of Sycon ciliatum, 9285 nucleotides long. RefSeq lists its product as uncharacterized. The record is from RefSeq and is a predicted model, not a curated record. The coding region runs from base 234 to 7955 and encodes 2573 amino acids. Lineage: Eukaryota; Metazoa; Porifera; Calcarea; Leucosolenida; Sycettidae. The transcript has 4 exons.
UGGACGUUUUGCACCGAUGAACCAUUUGACCUCUGAUUGACGAUGUGCGGAGUUGUUUGAGUUGGGACCCGGUCCUACGAGGUUCAGUAGUUUUAGUCAGUAGUCUUUCGAGACAAUAGCUUGAUACUUUGCCAGCCAUGCUGAUGUUCAAUCACUGCUGGGCAGUCCCGCUGGAUUUUUCGAAGUAAACUGGCUUCGGCGAUCACCCAAUUCUACCUCUAAUUCUCACUUACAUGUUUCAUAUACCCAAUAGCAAACAAAGAAUAUCCCGAAAGCCCUGUGCCGCUAGUAACUGGAGGAUGGCUACGUUGAUUAGUAAAGCGGAGAAUUUCCUGCAAGCAGGCAUGCUAUGCAUAGGAAUCUGUACUGUCCUGACCUCGUGUACAACGAAUACUACUAUUUCUACUUCACCCCUAUUGGAGAGAAUGCACGUUCCCCAGCACAAGCCACUGCCAGAGCUGCAGAAUCGCCAGAAGACGUCAGCAGGCAGCAGACCUGAUCAGCUAGCCAGUGCUGAUUGCCCUUGCAACUGGCAUGAUGGACUCGCAAGCAAACUGUCCAGCAGCUUUCCCACCGUAUGUGCACCUGCGUGUGGACAACUUCUGCCAACGCAGUCUUCCGGCUCCCCCUCCCUCGUUCCCAGCACAAUCCAGCGUCUCCUCCGUGAUAGCAGCGGCCGUGGGCUCACGAACAAUACCGUUCCACCUCCGUGUAGAGAUUCCCACCACCGUCCCCAGCAGAACAACAAAUCAGAACCUGAGCAUAGGUACAGUGUCGCCGAGCGCUUUCUUCCCGGUAGCCCAGAGACACAGCUGGAACCGAACCAACGGACAAGCUCCAUGAAGCCAGCGUCCAGCGGUGAUCUCUGCUCCCCGUUCCACCCAACCUUGCCCAACACGGGAUCUACCGCUAAUGAUGUAGCUUCCAACAAGAUGCGUAUUGGCGCUUCUCAUGUAAACAAUUCUGAAGUACAGCGGAUUUCUGAUGUUGUGACAUACCCUCGCCAAGAUUCAACUGCACUGGCUGACGAAAGGAAGAGUAUGAAUGUGUCCGCAUCGAACAGGAUUGUUCAGGCGUGUGCCAUGGUGCAACGGCAUGAGAUGACUUUCAUCGACUUGCCUGUUGCUGCAAUGUGGUCGCCGCCGUAUGGGAUUAAACUAAGCUUGAAGGUAUCGCCUCGCACAACAGCUCACACGGUUCAGCGGUUUCAUGUUGGCGGCUGGCAGGUGGCCGUGCUAUUCGGCACCUUCAUGCUCCUGGUCAUGCUGGGUAUGUGCGCCUGCCGGCGACGAAAUGAUCACCCCGCCGCCGUUAGAACGGGUGAAGAGGACAGCGACACGGCCAAGGUGUGUUACUCAUCAGACGGCCACAAGAGCUACUUCCAGUCAAUCGACUCAGAACUGUCCAGCGACUGCCACAUGGGCAGACGGCCGUCGCAGUUCGAGUUGUCAAUGCAGCCGGUGCGUGUGUCCACUCAAGACGGCGACGCUCGGCGAAGAUCGGCAGACCCUGAGCAGCACAUCACCGGCAACUCCCCCGGUGGUCAAGCACCGCAGCCGCCACCGUCAGCGAUGCCCUGCCUGGUGAAGAGGGAGCUGGACAUGCGGGACUCGGCUCCCGUCAUGUGCUCCACCACGUCGCCACGACAGCGGAAUCCGCUCCGCAAGUAUCCCAGCUUUCCGUUCGACGGCAGCACGCACCGGUUCUGGGCGGACGCGCGAGCCGGCGGACCCUCGUCGGACGACACGGUCGAUCUGGACGAGGACAACGUUCUGCUGGCCAUGCAGGAGCGGCGCAGGGAGAGCUCCAUCGCCCGACACCAUCUCAUCAGCUCCGGCUCCAGCUCGAUCGAGGACAGCGGUGUGAGCUCGGAUGCCACCUCGCCCACGCCCUCCGGCUGGAUGCAUCACCACCGCGGUGGUCGCGACAAGCAGGCGGCGUACGCGCGCCAUGCCGACCACUGGCCUGAGCCACUGCUGGAAGAUGUGACCAGCGCCGAUGGUAGCCUACGUGGCUUCAGAGCUGGCGCUGGCCCCAAGCAGCAGCAGCAGCAAAGAGGCGAGCAUCAACAGCACUACAGUGUGCUUCAACGCUACCAGCAGCCAAAGCGGCAGCAUCAACGGCACCGAGAUCUGGAGAACCAUGCAUCGCACAACAGCAGCUUUGGAAGCGGUGGCCCUGCCGACAUAUCGAGUGAUGACUACGGGUACGGAGCACGGCGACGGGCAAACACAGACGCCGGUUCGUUGACUUCCGCCACUGGCGCACACCGCAGACCCCACGCAAGCAGGUUUGCCGCUUCCAGACAGCAAGGCCAAAUCGGCGGCGGCGGCAAAGCCGGCAUGGAGGAGGUUUCCAAUGGUGCUGCGGGUAGCAUGGCAACCGCGUCGAAGUAUGGCGGCCAGAAAGAAUCACGCACUACCAGCAUAAGCAACAGCAUCAAGCACCGAUUCUCCCGCAAAAAGGUUUCGCCAAAGAGCGCUCAGCAGCAGCAGCAGCAGGCAAAGCGAGACGCGACCCACAAUCGCAGCGACGCCAGCACUCAGUUCACAGAGUUUGAUCUUCUGGCACGGCGCAGCCCGGGUGAAGAACUGGACGAUGGCAGGUUACCGCCCGCUCCUCCGAACACGUUGACCAUCAACCCCAGCGGUAGCAACUGGGAGAACGUGAGUACCUCCAGUGGACGCCUACUCAAGACAGAGUCACCGAGCGGAGCAAGCGACAGCAGCCGAUGUACCAUCGACACGGACAUGUUCAGAGCCUCUUUCAGCGCGGUCAGUGACACGGGUGACGACGACGCCAACGAAGACGACUGCUUCCCGUCGCAAGAAGACCUGCGCGUCAGCAUGCCGUGCGCCGCUCGCAGGGUGUUGCCACGGCAACGGUGCGCCACCUCGCCGCAGCUCAACCUGUCCAUAUUCACGCGCCGCGGCUCCCAGGAGCGGCCGGACGUCCUGUCCCUGGGUCGGAUCAGUCGCCACGCUCGCAGCUGCGCCGCAUCGGCGCAGGCCACCAGCGAGGAGAGCGACGCGAUGACGUCCGUCGAGGAGAGCGGACUCUCGUCGCCCGGAGAGAUGUGCACAGCACUGGGCGGGGGAGAGCGUCGGGGUGUUGCCAUGGCGGCAACGUCAAUCGGACCAAUGAGCAUGCUGCAGGAGAUGACGGCAGCGACUGCGGUAUACAAAGGACGCGAGCGCAGUCACACACACAGCGCUGGCAGCAGCGUGGGCAGCCCGCGCUAUGACUCCGUGCGGCGGCCUAGCUCCAACGAGAGCAACGCUGUCGAGAUGGAGAGCCUGACGACGAGCAUGACCUCGUCCACGUACCAGCGCAUCGCGGCAUCCGACUGGGAACGACACACGUCCGUUCCCAGCCACGACUCGGUCAGCUGCCUGGGCAUGUCGGAGCAGGACGACGGUGUGGGAAGCGCGGCCACGCAUCAUGCAUCGCAGGGUGGCAGCACGGACACUGAGGACGAGCUACGCAAGCAUCACCACUUCCACCACCAGCAGCAGCAGCACUACCAGCAUCGCAUGCGACACUGCAGCACUGUGGAGGUCUCACUUGACUCUCUAGAGCCCGUUCCCAGCACUCUGUCGCAGUCACCGACGUCCACCCUGGAACGAUCCCGGUGGAGAUGUGCAGCGGAGCAGGCCAUACACCGGAGUGCCGAGUCAUCAAUGUCCUACGGCAGUGACACUGUGAUAUUCCCACAUCCCAACAUUUACAUGUCCAUCAAGAAGUUGGCAGCGGCUCGUACGUACAUGCUCGGCGGCGGCAGCCAUAGAGCACCCGUAGCCAUGACACCGCCAGCCUGCCUGGAGGAGGUGUCGCCACUGGCGUCUUCCCUGCAGGAUCUGACCAUGAAAGAGCGACCUCCGUCCGUUACCAGCGCAGCGUACAUCUCCCUCGACUUCACCGACUCGUUGGACUCGGCCAAGAGCGGUGUCAUGCUGCCGGAAAUCCAGUACUCGGACCUGUGCCAUCAACGGCCACCGCCCGGGCAAGCCAGCGGGAGCGCAUCACCAGCACGAGGCUCGCCGCUGUCCAGCCUUUCGUAUCGUUCCCGUGCGCAGUCGAUGGACAGCCAGUUUGCGCGAAGUUCCCGCGGCUUGCCACAGGCCCCGGUUCACACAAAUUUCAAAGAGCAGCAGCUUGCCGAAAACUCGACUUACCUGCCCAGAACAUUCGCAUCUAGGACAUCAUUCGAAAGUCCUCUACACACUCGCAAAUUCCCUAGCGGCAUCAGCCACAGCAGCAACAUUAGCUUACAGAACAGGACCAACAGUAACAACAGCAUCAGCAACAAGAACCCCAAUCCGAACAACAACCCCACUGCUAGCCACAGCAAUGCGACCGCGGGGAAACAGUCGCACAAGACUGCACGCCGCUCUAACACGUCGUUUCCGGAGUGCGACUUCCACUUGAAACCUGACUUGGCACAGAAGACGGCGACCUCAUCGACCACACCCAUCCCUAUCAUGAACUGCUCCCGACGUCGCUCGGUGGAGUUUGUCCUCGAUGACGUGCCACACGCCAGCAGCAACGAUGCACUGACCAGGAAAGCACCAUCGGUCGGCAGUAGAGAGUCGGCGGCGGCGAUGUCAUCCAACUUCAGCUGGACGUGUCAGUCGUUCGGGGACAUUGCAUCGCUGACAAGCAGUAGCGGUGGUGGCGGCAGAAGACCGGUGCUGAGCUCCGAGAGCACGGUACACGACAGCACGGCAUCGCUGGGCCUGUCCGAGCCGCCGCCGGUGCAGCAUGCCACACACGGUGUCAAUGACUUGCCCCACCACCAUCAUCAGCAUCGUGGUGUUGGCGGCAGCGUGGGAGCACUCACCGGCAGCAUCAUCCCCUCUGCAUACUCCCUGACGCCGUCUUCCGGCGGAGGCAACAGCAUGCCAAACUUGAGGAAGUCGCCAAGCAUCCAGUCAGCGCUUGUGGUGUCGUCAGAGAAGAAGCACUUCCUCGGCAACAUCCGUCGCACGUUCAAUUUCUCCGAGUUGAGCUCCAGCUCAUUGCCAAAGGAGUCAUCGCACGGUGGUGGCCUGGGAGUCAGCAGUGACCGGCUGGACACAGCGGCAGAAGAGGCUAUCUACGAGCGUGUGCCGCAGAACAUGCGCAGACACACUCUCACCGCCGCCCUGCCCAAGCACCUGAGGAACAAGGCCAGGUCGCGACGCGGCAUGGAGCCGUCUUCGUCCUUCCACAAGAACUCCAGCAGCCGCGACGACACCGCCACAGGCAAAACGGCUGUGGAACGCAGCACCAGCAUGGGCCGUAUCUCCGUCGCGAGAUUCAGCGAAGCGAUGCGAUCUCGCAGCGAGAACAAUCUCCUGGACGACAGCAACGACGAACCGUGCGACGCGGAACGGCAGAGAAGGCAGAGCCGUUCGCAGCAGCACUUGCAGAAAACGCUCAGCGCCAACGAGCGGGUUUACGAGGACUGCCGAACGGUUCUCAGCAGCGCCAGCAGUAUCACCGGUGGUGGUGGUGGUGGUGGUGGUGGGGCCGAGUUUUCCAGUCUACUGUCACGUUCGUUGAGCAAGAGAACGCGUCCUGAAGGCAGUACGCCAGUCACAGCCAAACCCAGCAUACGGACAUUAUCGCCCCCGCCACUGCCACCUGCAUUUUCGGACGACGCUGCCCACAGCCCACCCGACAGCAACUACGAAUGGCCAAUCAACUUCUGCCUGCCAGCACUGACGGAUUCGGCCGUAGAGCUAGCGGCUCCAGUCAGCAAGCAGGACUCGGUUGGCCACGCGCGGCCAGUUGCCACGGAAACGAUACAAGAGCGACGACGCUCCGUGGGUAGCUGCAUGACGUCGCCGGGUGGGUUUGAGAGUUUGGUGAUCGACUCCUGUUCGUCGGUGGGGCGUAACUCCAUCCCGGACAUUGCAGAGUCUCCCAAGCAAGAGCGUCAGAACAGCAGCCCGUGCUCUUCACCCGUCCUUGUACAACGCAGUCUUCCGGCCAAUUACGUAGACUCACGCUCACUGGCCUUUCUUACGCCCGCGUUCGUUGACGAGGCGUACUCACCGCCUUGCCCCGGCUUAAUCACCUGGCAGAAAAUGCAGCAGACGGGUGGGAUGCCCCAGGCAAGUGGACCGACAUCACCGCAGGCAUCACCGCCUGCAGCAACCAUUCGGAGCCCCAUUACCUCACGUCAGUCUUCACCGAUAGGGGCGCCCACACAAACCUCAACCCUGCAGAAGGAAAACUCUUCCGGUCGGAAGCGACUGAUGUCCGACGAGGACCAUCAGUGCAACAACACGCUGACAGAUAGCUCCGGCUACGAGGCACCUCACGCACUACUCCUGGGGAAAAAGGACAUGAAGAAAUCGUCCUCAAGCGUUCCCUACGCUGCCAGCAUUCUGUCGUCAACGCUCGCUUCUCCUCUGCCGGAUGUGUCCGUCUCGUCAUCCAGUGAGCUCAUAGAGCUGCUGCACAGUAAGUUUAAACUGUACGACUUGCCGUCCGGGGCGUGUAUCUCCUCCGCCCCACCUACUCCCGUAGCAACGACAACAUCAGCAGCAGGAGCAGGGGCUGGCAGUCAGUGCCUGGAUGUCAACGAACCACCGUACGACAACGAGAGCAUCUACUCCACGCCGUCCAUGCCGUCGACGCCGAGAAGCAGUGGCACGGCGGGCGGUGGCGGCUACAAGAAGCGUGCCACCAUCGCGCACACCGUGUCCGCAAUGCCCUCGUUUCACGGGCGCACUCGCAGGUCGUACCCGAACGAGGGCGGCGCGGCACACAGCUUCUCCGAGUUUGGCAGCGGCGUCACGGCGGAGCUACACAAGCAACAUCAGCUGAUACUGUCACCGAAGGCCAAUGGUGCCGACGAUGACCUGGUCUUCGGUAUUUCUCCCUCACCUGGCGGCACAGCCAAUGCAGGGCAGAGCAGACGGUCGUCGAUGGGUCACUUUCCCCUGCUGGCGUUCCCGCCUAGCAAGGGCACAGUGACCGACGCUGCCAAUGCUCUCUACGACGUCAUCGGUGUCAAAGCCGGUGGUGGCGGCAACGACGGCGGAGGCCAUGCUGCCGACAAUCAAAAUGUGCCACGCGGCGGUGGUGGUGGUGGUGGUAAUGGCGGCCGAGGGGUGGAUGUCUAUGCCAGGGUGCCGGACUUGAGCAGUCAGCAACAACUGACCGGCACGCAGUCUAUCGGCAGCAACAGCUUUCCAGAUCUGCGCUUCAACUCGCACUUGAUCACCGGCGGCAUAGUCAACGCAAGCUACGAGUUUUACCAGGAACAUGAUGAGGAUGACUUAUACGACGAAGACGAGUUUGACGAAUAUCUCUAUAACAAUGCCGCUGAGGAGAUCCAGAAUGGUGAGCAGGACAACGCUAGUCUGGGAAGCCUGGAGAAUCCGGGCAUGCUGCCCUCCGAUCCGGUCUACGCUUCGUCCGACACUCACCAAUCCUCGGCGGUGUCGCUGACGGGACAGCGUUCGGUACCGCUGGAUUACUGCUUUGCUGAUUGCAACCUGAGUGGAAUGCACGUGGCGGGCAUCACCCCGUCGACCAGCGCACAGUCAGUGGCGUUCUAUUCCGUGCUAGAGAAGACCUCCGAUACAACCACCAGCGUGCAGACGAUGGAUGCCGGCAGCUUCCCGGGAGUGCGACGCGAUCAGCAGCAGGCGUGGGAUGCCAGUAGCUUCCCGGGAGUUCAGCGCGACCGGCAGCAGGCGUGGGAUGCCAACAGCUUCCCGGGAGUGUACCGCGAUCAGCAGCAGGCGUGGGACGCCAGCAGCUUCCCGAGGGUGCAACGCGACCAGCCGGCACACCCACUGCCGUUCGAGGAUAUGGACGGGGGUAUGAACUCACUGCUGGAGAAGUAUUCGUCAACGGACGACCUGAGUACGAUGCUCCACCACCCUGACUCCUACGGCAGCAACGUCCGUCCGCUGCGCAGCGCCGACUUGUAUGCAAGUGUGGGUAGCACACGGUAGUAAUACUGCAAUUCGAGUGCCUCGACGCGCCACCCCGAUGCCCUAGAAAACCCUAACACAUAGUAAUACUGCACUCGCGGUGCCUCGAUCCGCAACCCCGGUGCCCUAGAAAACUUAACUCGAAGUAAUGCUACUCUUCUAAUUGUGGGUGCGUUGGUUCGCACCCUGGCCCGCAACGGUGCCCCCGGAGAACUUCUAUAUGUUUUGAUACUUGAUGCACACUAGCCUUUGGUGGGUGAAAACCAGAAUACGCUCCAUGGAGAACUGAAACCUUCCUGAGUGUGCUAGCUGUGCAUGACGAUAUGCCUGGCACACACACACUAGUAAUGAAAUAAUUUCUACCGCCACUGGAGAUCUGACUGCAUAGACACCCCUAACAACUGUAAUCUGAGUGCGUAGACGGAAGCAACGAGAGUAAGAACUAUUCCGCUUCGCCCGUUGGACUGGUGUGGAGCACAAGCACUGGCAUGACGGCAAAACAGCCGGCCCCCAGCCUCGCUUCCCUUCGCAUGCUCGGGCACUGCGACGGUGGCAUUUCGGUAUGACAGUGAGCGACGGUCAGGGCUUCGCCAACGGCGCGCCCUGAGCUCAGCGGACACCAGUGUGCUGUUGUGUCCUCACGUGUGUAGCAAUACACCACCAUGACCAUGCCCUGCACACAAACAAACACACACGCACAGAAACACACGCACACACACACACAAGCACGGACAGAUGUGUAUGGUCAUAACUUGUGCGUCAUUAGCGUCUGAACUUAGGUUUUUUAUUCUGUAAACAUGCUCUUUGCGAGGAUGCUAUCCACUCGAUUCCAAAUUCCAACGUUUUCAGAUUUCACAUCAUCUUACGGCUGGACUAGAAACCAUCGACUGGGCUUUUUGAACCGCUUCCAUCCUCUUGAUAUUCUCGACAUUAUUUUCAUUACAUCGGAUCUUCUGCCCCGCCACCAUGCACCCCAGCCCCGGAAGAUCGAUUCAUAGAUCGGUCUUUGCACGCCUGCUCCCCCCCCCCCCUCCUCUCCCAUGCAUCAGGAUGGUGUACCCUACGAUAUACCUUGCCGAAGCACCCUGCCCCUGCGUGCACUCGCCCUGCAGUGUAUGUGACAGCGGAAGUGCUUGGGUGAUGUGCAGCUAGUUGCCUUCCUCGCACACUCCCACCUUCUCCAUCCCGAACACCAUCUGAAAUUUACCCACACCCGUUCUGAACAUCAUUCUGAAACAUACCCACCCGCAGCCUGUUACACCCUCCAUUCUGAAAGAUACCCACCCACCCCCAUUCUGAACACCAUUCUGAAAGAUACCCACCCACCCCCAUUCUGAACACCAUUCUGAAA